Gregarina niphandrodes is the source of this 138-nucleotide messenger RNA. Its product is annotated as small nuclear ribonucleoprotein sm d2. The record is from RefSeq and is a predicted model, not a curated record. The coding region runs from base 1 to 138 and encodes 45 amino acids. The transcript has a single exon. Lineage: Eukaryota; Apicomplexa; Conoidasida; Eugregarinorida; Gregarinidae.
AUGUGGCCAGAGCAAGUUCGAGUGAGUAACGAAGAAGGAACCAAAAAGAUUAAGAAGACGGUCAACAAAGAUCGAUAUAUAUCCAGGAUGUUUUUAAGAGGUGAUAAUGUCAUUGUUAUACUGAGGAAUCCGCAGUAA